AUUAAUAAGAAGUUUUGCUAGUUUAAUAAGAGGUUUUGAGAAAUUAAUAGUGAUUUUGGCGUGUUUUCAGAGUUGUAUUUGAACUUCCUGUUUCACCUGUUCGGCAGGUAAUAUUAUACUCUCAAACAUGGAGGACAAUCACAAACCAGGGACAUAAACGAGGCUCAUAUCUGCUGUAAUAUCUGCUCAUAUCAGCUCUACUCGCUGUGUGUGAUCAUACACGGCUGUUAUUGAUCAUACACGGCUGUUAUUGAUCAUACUCGCUGUUGUUGAUCAUACUCGCUGUUGUUGACCAUGGACGCGAAGGGAAGCUCGUCCACGGGAGUUGUGUCGUGUGUUUGCGUCGCUCUCGUGCUGUUGAGGAGUGUGUGUUGUAUCUCAGUAACGGCUCCAGCAGAGGUCAGUGCUGUUCGAGGAUCGGCCGUCACCCUGUCCUGCUCCUUCAGCUCCUCCAGUUCCGUCACCAGCGCCAUGUCCGUCGACUGGAGCUUCCGGCCCGUGCGCGGCGGCCCGGACCAUACGUUCUUCCACUUCUCGUCUCAGGCGUACCCGCCGCUGGAGGAUUACUUUAAGGACCGUGUGAAGUGGCUGGGCAGCCCGUCCGGGGGAGACGCUUCUAUCCAGCUCCUGAACGCCUCGCUCAGCGAUAACGGCACCUACACCUGUGCCGUACGCAACCCUCCCGACGUGCAGGGAAGCCCAGCGCAGACCGUGCUCAGCGUCACGCCACAGAGACUCUCGCUGGCGUUCACGGAUGUGGGUGUGUUGCUGGUGUUUGUCCUGGUCCCGUCAGGAAUCAUCACACUCCUCCUGCUGGGCCGGAUCCUGUGUCCGUGUUCCCCCGAGAGCCCGGUUCCCGUGGCGACCCAUCACUCGCCCAUCGAGGAGCUCGCCGGGGAGGAGUAUCUCUACGGGACGCAGAAGGAAACCUCCAUGUGCUGCUGUUACUUUAAGGGCUCUGAAUAUGAAGACGACUACAUGCAAGAGAAACCGCACGAACUCACCUUCACCGAGUCCCAGUGUUAGAUAAACUCCUUCUGUGUGUGUGUGUGUGUGUGUGUGUGUGUGUGUGUGUGUGUGUGUGUGUGUGUGUGUGUGUGUGUGUGUGUGUGUGUGUGUGUGUGUGUGUGUGUGUGCACGCGUGUGUGUGUGGUUCUUGCAUGGAUAAAGUUUGAUAAACCCAGACAUCAUUCUACUGCUGAGACUUCCUGUUUUGAGUGGGUAAUUUUGGUUAUUUAUAACGAUGGACUGUUACUGUAAUCUAUGAAUUAAAUGACGAUAACAGAUGAGAGAAGACAAGCUGAUUUGAUAUGAAUGAUUCUGCAUUCAGCAUCUUAAGGUUCUUGCACGCCGAGUCUGAAGAACCUGAGUGAAUUUCGAACUCGUUGUGCAAAGAUCUUUAGGUGGGUCACAUGAGAGAUUCGAGUGAUCUGAUUGGCUGAUUCUGUUUCCUGAGAUCCUGCAUGUUUUACCAUUUAUUUUCACCCUGAUAAAAAAAGACGUUUGUACAAAUCUAUUUUGUUUAGAUAUAAUAUGAAAUAUAACUUUAACAUUAUUAACUAUUUUUUAUGAACUAAUUAUUUUUUAUAAUUCACAUAAAACCACCAUAGAACAGCGUUAGCAUUCAAAAGUCUGUCGCCG
Molecule: messenger RNA, 1641 nt
Organism: Rhinichthys klamathensis goyatoka
Lineage: Eukaryota; Metazoa; Chordata; Actinopteri; Cypriniformes; Leuciscidae
Gene: mpzl3
Product: myelin protein zero-like 3
Exons: 6
Coding region: 295-1026 (243 amino acids)
Cellular component (GO): membrane
Source: RefSeq, a predicted model, not a curated record